CGCACGGCCGGAGCUUCGCGUCUGCUUCCUGCGACAUGCGCAUCGUGAUCCGGCAACCAAUUCCACACGGCUAAACAAUUAACCACCACGCCAUCACCCGUCACGUAAUCAGUUUUCGGCUUUAAUUUCCAUCCCCUUCUUCUCCCCGGCAGACAGGAAGCGCGUGCGCCAGGCGAAGAAGUCCUGGUACUCGUUCUUCACAGACGGAAGAGGAGAAGGAGAAGGUGGUGGUGGCAAUUGAAGCGACCGGGUCCUCAUUUUUUACCUCUUCUUCCUUCCUUCCAGGUCUACUGCUUACUGUUAUAUAGCCGCUGUCAAGUUAUCCUCCUCCCCCUCGUUCUUGCCCAAUCUCCAGGCCCUGCCAUCCCAGCUCUACGGCGCCCCAAUCCUCCGCAGGUCCCAAGAAUCGAUCUUGCUUCGGCACUUCGGCCCCAAGAAUUUCGCCAUGAGCGGCGCCAGGUCCUACUUCACAUCCAAGAAGAAGGCCGCCGCCACCAGCAACGGCGCCUCCUCCCGGAACCCCUUCGACUCGGACUCGGACGACGGCGGGGCGACGCAGCAGAGGCCGCCGGCGCGGGCCUCCUCCGCGCCCAUCCCGGCCGCCGACCAGCGGGGCGCCCUCUUCGCCGGCGGCGCCGAGGAGAGGACCGGGCCCUCCUCGGGGUUCGCCUCCUCCUCCUCGGCGGCCGCCAGGAGCCGCUACAGGAACGACUUCCGCGACUCCGGCGGCGUGGACGGCCAGUCCGUGCAGGAGCUCGAGGGCUACGCGGCCUACAAGGCCGAGGAGACCACGCAGCGGGUCGACGGCUGCCUCAGGAUCGCCGAGGAGAUGCGGGAGACCGCGUCCAAGACCCUCUUCACCGUCCACCAGCAGGGCCAGCAGAUCAGGCGCACCCACGCCAUGGCCCAAGACAUCGACCAGGAUCUAUCCAGGGGGGAAAAGCUGCUAGGGGAUCUUGGAGGUUUGUUUUCCAAGACUUGGAAGCCCAAGAAGAAUGGCGCAAUCAAGGGUCCUAUGCUAACCAGAGACGAUUCCUUCAUACGCAAGGGCAACCAUUUGGAGCAAAGGCAAAAUUUGGGGCUGACAGGUCGUCCACGUCGGUCCAAAUCACGAGAAGCCCUUUCUGAACCUACCACAGGGCUCCAGAAAGUUGAGGUGGAGAAGGCAAAGCAGGACGAUGCCCUAUCUGAUCUCAGCGACAUACUGACGGAGCUGAAAGGCAUGGCCGUUGACAUGGGAUCUGAGAUUGGCAGGCAAACAAGCGACUUGGGUCAUGCAGAGAAGGACUUCGACGAACUUAACUAUAGGGUCAAGGGGGCAAACACUCGAACCCGCCGUCUGCUUGGGAGAUAAAUGAAAAUUGUGUUUUUACUGGAGGAUUCCUAUGACACUUUCUUUAUCAUCCGUAGUUCGUUUUGUGGGUCGUUAUUUCAGGCCAUUUUGUGCAUACUCUGAUCAAUAUGGUUUUGGUUGGGAAAGAUGACCAAGGAAUUAUUGAGUUUAUUCUGGAAUGACAAUAUACCGUAACUGUUAUUGUGUGUA
This is a messenger RNA of Lolium perenne, 1543 nucleotides long. RefSeq names its product SNAP25 homologous protein SNAP32. Lineage: Eukaryota; Viridiplantae; Streptophyta; Magnoliopsida; Poales; Poaceae. Gene Ontology annotation, molecular function: SNAP receptor activity. The record is from RefSeq and is a predicted model, not a curated record. Gene Ontology annotation, cellular component: plasma membrane; SNARE complex.